Molecule: messenger RNA, 516 nt
Organism: Guillardia theta CCMP2712
Lineage: Eukaryota; Cryptophyceae; Pyrenomonadales; Geminigeraceae
Exons: 10
Coding region: 1-516 (171 amino acids)
Source: RefSeq, a predicted model, not a curated record
AUGCUGGCCGAGGCAAUGGAUUCACCUAAUCAGGAGCAGGUCAUCCAUGACUUCAAAGGUUCAAGGUUCAGCAGGAAGCUCCGCAGAGAGAACUCGAAGCGGGAGGCGCAGGAGCUUGAGGAAGCGAGCUCUCCGACCCAGACGCGAGAGGACCAUGAGUUCUUCAAGAACCUGGAGGUUGAGCUGCUGCUGGGGGAGGAUGGCUUGAUGCAGAGCCCGACGGGGAGCGACAGGGAGGAGAGCGUGGGAGAUCAGCACCCGCUCGAGGACGUGCAGAAGUUUUCGGGCUCAAGCCAUCGCUAUGCGCGCAAACUCCGGAGGGAGGCCUCGAUAGAGAAGGCAAAGAGGCUGCAGUGCUCGGCUCCCGAUGCUGUGAACGCCAGCGAGCAUGCGACGACGGCAGACGAGCACAAAGCGUUCAGAAUGGAGGAGGAGAUGCUCCUGGGCUCGAGCCCCGAGGCCGAGCUGAUCGAGACGACUGAGAUGCUGGAAGGCCUGCUGGACAAGAUCAUGUGA